Molecule: messenger RNA, 1218 nt
Organism: Meloidogyne enterolobii
Lineage: Eukaryota; Metazoa; Nematoda; Chromadorea; Rhabditida; Meloidogynidae
Source: the annotation of a GenBank genome assembly
AUGUUUGAGAAACAAAAUAAAAAAUUGGAUUCUAUAAACAAUGCAAUAAAUUAUUUAAAACAAAUUUUAAAUAAAUGGGAUAAAGAUUCUCGUUUAAUUAUUUCUGGUUCACUUUUAUUAAAUGCUCAGAUUUUUGAUUCAGACAUUGAUUGCCUUGUUGUUUUACCUAAUAAACAAAUAGAAAUUAAUAAUUUGGAAAUUAUUUUUGAAGAAAAAUUUUUUGGAAAAAUUUCUAAUAAAUGUAACAUUAAAUUAAGAAAAUGUGAGGAAGAAGAAAAUAAUAAUAAUUCACUUUAUUGUUUACUUUGUAAAGAUGUCAGAAUUCAAUUUAUCAAAAAAAUUCCUGGUCGAGUACCUUUAAUUAAAAUUAAUUUUCUUGGUUAUGAUUUUGAUUUAAUUUUUAUUUUAUUUUCACUAAAUUUAUUUAACCAAUUUAAUUCAAUUUAUCAAAAUAAUAAACAACCAAAAAUAAAUGAAAUUGAUGAUAUUAUUGCAAAAUUUGUUUUUGAAUUGGGGGGACCUGAAGAAAUAAAUAAUGGAAAUAAUAAACAUUUUGGAAUGGUUUUGGCACUUUCUGGUUAUCGUUCAAAUGUACAAAUAAAUUUAAUGACAGAAUACAACAAACAUUCAUUCCGUUUAGCAUUAUUAACACUUAAAGUUUGGGCAAAAAAUAAUUACAUUUAUGGAACACAAUAUGGCUUCUUUGGAGGUCCAGCUUUGUCAAUAAUUCUUUGUUAUAUUUUAAAUUUAUAUGGCAAUAAUGUUCCUCCUCCAAUUUUUAUUUUAUUAAAAAAUACUUUAGAAUUAUUUACUUUUAGAUUUUGGAAUUCACCAUUAAUGUUAGAAAUUCCUCAAAAUUAUUUAAAUAUUCGAAAUUUGUUAGAUUGGAAUUUAAAUAAAGAAGCAGAAAAUCGUUUAAAAUUAAUUCCAACAAAUUUACGUAAUUAUUUAAUUAAACAUUCACAAAUUAUUUGGCCAAUUAUAACCCCUGGUUUUCCUACACAAAAUGUUUUGUUUAAUAUUAAUGAUUCUACUUCACAAAUAAUAGAGAGGGAAGUAAAUAAAGGAUUACAAAAAUUGGUGAUUUUACAAGAUAACAUUAAUCAAAAUAAACCUUUAUGGACAGUUAAAAAUCUUUGUGGAAAUUUUUUGAGAAAAGAAGAAAAGUUUGAAGAAAAGAUUGUUAGCGGACAUAUGUUCCGUGAGGAUGUAUAUUAG